UGCCCGUCUCCCUGCUCGGCUGUUGCCUCUGGGCUGUUGUUGUGAUGCGGCUGUUGCUCUCUCCCGCAGGCGGGAGUGGGAGAUCCGCCUGCAGGAGACGCUGGGUCCGCACUACGUCCUGCUCUGCUCCGCGGCGCACGGCGUGCUCUACAUGUCCGUCUUCAUCCGGAGGGACCUCAUCUGGUUUUGCUCAGAGGUGGAAUAUGCCACAGUGACAACUCGAAUUGUGUCUCAGAUCAAAACCAAGGGAGCUCUGGGGAUCUGCUUCACGUUUUUUGGGACCUCUUUUCUCUUCAUUACCUCCCAUUUCACAUCUGGGGACAGUAAAGUGAAUGAGAGGAAGAUGGACUACAGUAAAACCAUUCAAGCCCUCGCACUUCCCAAGAAUGUUCCGGACACAAAUCCAUAUCGAUCCAGUUCUAGUGAUGUCACAACUCGGUUUGAUGAAGUGUUCUGGUUUGGUGAUUUCAACUUCCGACUAAACAAGGACCGUGAGGCCGUGGAUUCCAUCCUGAAGCAGAACCUGAAAAAGGACAUGUCCAAACUACUGGAGUAUGACCAGCUUAUUAGUGAAAUGAGUAGGGGGUCUAUUUUCAAAGGAUUCCAAGAAGCUGACAUUCAUUUCCGUCCUUCCUACAAGUUUGACAUAGGAAAGGACAGCUACGACACCACUUCCAAACAAAGGACUCCUUCUUACACGGAUCGAGUCGUGUACCGGAGUCGGCACAAGGACGACAUCCAUGCUGUCAAGUACUCGUCCUGUCCCGGGAUCAGAACGUCGGACCAUCGGCCUGUGUUUGCCCUGUUCCGUGUGAAAGUGAGGCCUGGCAGAGACAACAUUCCCCUUGCCGCGGGGCAGUUUGACAGAGAGCUCUAUUUAAUCGGAAUAAAGAGACGGAUUACAAGGGAACUUAAGAAACGGCAAGAGCAAAAGGACCAAAAAUCCAGCAGCGUGUGUAGCAUUUCCUGAGCCGAGGCCUCUGCAACCCUUGGGCUAGAGGUGCCCUGAAAGAGGAUUUCGGGCCACGACCGAGUCUGCAGGGAAUUGUUGUCUGGUUAAGCACCUCUGGCAGUUGCUGUGGCUUGUGGAGAAUGUCCUAAACCUCACCCUGGAUUCAUCUGCAUGAGCUAAUCCACGCAGCUCAAGCGCUUUUGCUGAAGAAAAGAGUGGGUUAUUUAGGACAUCCAC
Molecule: messenger RNA, 1189 nt
Organism: Tinamus guttatus (white-throated tinamou)
Lineage: Eukaryota; Metazoa; Chordata; Aves; Tinamiformes; Tinamidae
Source: RefSeq, a predicted model, not a curated record